AAAAUCAUCGCGUUUCCAUGCGAAGCAUUGUGACGAGUCUGUUGGUGCCCUUGGUGGCUGGAUCGUGUUUGCCCGAUGCCAUCUCACCUGAAAACCGAAAGAACUUGGUCAACCCCAAUGGCGAAACCUAUCCCGUUGGCCUCUUCGUCUCCUCGUAUGCAGCUUCAUAUGCGGCUCAAUACUUGGGAUCCAUUCUCAUUCAGGAAGUGCUCGGAUACAACACUACGCUUAACCUUGAUGAUUUGGGAAGCGGUGCAUUGUCGGGAUAUUACGGGUUAACGGGAUGCAGCACUUUCACCAACACUGACGACCGUGGGUGCAAGGAAGGCGUCACUACCUACUUUCACAUUACAUUUGAGAGUUGGUCCGGAUAUCAUCAUGAUUGGAAGUUCAUUCAAGACACCUACUCAUCCAUGGCGCCCAUCAACAGAGGCAACAUGGGAUACAUGGGCUUUAUUACCGCCUUCAUUCCCAAACUUGUUCAAGAGCAAGCGUACUCUACACAGGGCGUAGCGCUUGAGUUCUACCGAAAUUGGAACGUGUCUUGGAACCAGCCUUGGAACUUCUUCAGCGGCAUAUCAUCAGUUGAGAAGCGAAAUUUGAUGCCUUGCAACGCUUCCAUGAUGCAGGAUGACCCUGCCAUGAGGCGUCACGUACAGUUCACUGGGGACACAGAUGGGGUUGUCAUCGCCAAUGAGAAGUAUUCGGGACGAUGUGAUGACGGUUAUUGGUGGUUGCCGCCAGCUUGCAGGUCGAAUCCAUCCACUUGUGUUCCGUGGAUUACAGGAGGCACCGGUUGGUCAGUUGAAGAGUUCAUGCAGAAGUUCACCACCUGGAACAUGCCUGUUGCAGUUGGCGUUGCCGCAACCUGGGGCGACUACACGACCUUGCCACUUGCAGGCACCAUGGCCUUCUAUUGGUGGUCCCCAGACCCCACUUUCCUGGAACUUUCACCAUUGCGUGUGGAAUUUCCGGAAUUCAACAAACGCGAGCAUGACCAGGGCAUCCAAACAUCACAGCUCAACGCAAUUAGCAUCGACACCCUUGUCAGCCGUGAUCUUCCUGUGUUGGCUCCAAUGGUGGAUAGGUUUGCAGAUAAUUUGGAGAUCAGCCAGGCCCAAAUGGACGCACUUCUGUUGGAGCAGAAGAACACCGGAGAUUCCUGGGAGAAUGUGACCUGCAGAUGGGUCCUGGCGAAUCGUGCCACAUGGGAGAAGUGGAUCCCUGACCAAUCUGCGUGCUUUCCCGGCUUUGGUCUCUACGACACUGUGGUGAAAGACUUUGUGGAGAUGCGGGAGAACGCCACGAACCAGAUCACGUGCCAGGCUUGUCCACCUGGAACCUUCUCGCAGAAACUCGAAGACAGCAUUGGCACGGGCGAGACCUACAUCUGCGUACCCUGUGGCCUUGGAACUUCGCAGCCCUCAGGAGCUGCACUGAGCUGCACACCCUGCAAAGUAGGCGGAUAUCAGGAUGAAAAUCGCAGCACGGAGUGCAAGCGUUGCCCCUUCCGCACCUAUCAGGAUGAGGAAGGUCAAGUGGCGUGCAAAAGUUGCCCCGCCUCCACCAACACUUUGGGGUUGGGAUCCAUCGCACCAAGCGAUUGCGGCUGUUUGGAGGACCAAAUUGACAUGGACCGUUCAGACAACUUCGAGUGCGUCGCCUGCAUGGAGGGAAUGAAAUGCCCAGCUCUAUCCCAGUUGGUCGAUUUGGAGAACGGAACCAGCGCCAACGGAGAGUUAUUCACUCCGAUGAUCAUGGAGGGCUUCUACACCACGAAGGACUCUCCCACAGAGGUCUUCCGGUGCCGCAGCACGCGAACUUGCCCUGGUGGAACCCCUGGUACCUGUGGCGGUGGGCUGAUUGGUACUCCGUGCUCGCAAUGCCCAGCAGGUGCCACCUGGACUGGAAGUGUUUGUGAAGAUUGCGCAGGCUGGCGCCAAGCCCUUUGGGGCCUGGCAGUGUGCGGCGUUUUCGCAUUCUUGACCUUGGCCUACUACCUGACCUCAUCCAAGGUCACGGCAAAAGCUACUGUGCUUUUUGCAACAACGGCUUCCUUCGGCAUGUUGGUUAUGUCGAUGCAGAAUUUGGGGCUGGUUGGUACUAUGACUGUUGAGUGGCCAGAAGGACUCCAGGCGCUGUUCAGCUUUUGCCAGCUCUUUUUGCUGGACAUCGAUUCUUAUGGCUUCAGCUGCCUCGCGGGUCAGUCAGAACCAAUCCGCUACCUCCUGAGUGCCCUGAUCUUCCCCGUGGGUAUUGCAUGGUUGGCUUUGGGAUAUGGCUUGUCCCGAUUCUUCCCCGAGAAAUACCAUUGGGAAGGACCAAAGGUUUGCUCUACCAUGGGAGCUUUCCUUCAAGUUGGAUUCAGCACCAUGAGCGCUACCUCUUUGGCCCCGAUGAUGUGCUUCCAGCAUCCUAACGGUCUCCGAAGCAUUCUCAAGUAUCCCGGUGUCAUUUGUGGCUCCGCCGAUCACACUUCCAUGUUGGUCUUCGCUGGGAUUUUGUUGGUGGUAUUCGUGUUCGGCUUCGUGGCCUUGUGUGGAUUUGCUGUGUGGAAAGUGCCUUCAUGGAGUGCCAAGCGCCGCGAUCAUUUGGUUGCUUCAGUGCGCUUCCUGGUCUUCCGAUUCCGCUUGGAUUCGUGGUGGUUUGGAGUUCCACUCCUUGUUCGAGGGCCUUUGAUCAACUUGCCCGUGGUCUUGGCCACGGAUUACCCACCAAUCCAAGUGGUCUGCAUUGCGAUGAUUCUGACCACUACGAUGGUCAUGCAGAUGCUUGCCUGGCCUUGGAAGGUCCCUUUGCUGAACGUGACGGACUGCAUCAUCUCCUUCUGCAUUGUUUUGACCGUGACCACCUCCACUCUGUACCUCAACAAGAUUGAUUCUGCAAUGUAUGGUUUCGCCAGUGGAGUCAGCACAGCCAUGCUCAGUGGAAUUUUUGCUGCUAUCAGCAUCAUGGUCUGUAUGACUGUCAGUGCGCUCAUCUACCGCAGUGCUAUGGGCGGACAGAAGGAGCUGAAGAUGUUCACCCUGGGUAGCGUUCCGAAUCCCGAGGAACUUUCCAAGAAGGUCAAGGAAAUGGCGAUGGUGUUGGAGAAGAGCGAGACAGGGGACAUAGCAUCGAAGCUCGCAGCCUUGUCGGUCUUCGACACCCAGAAGAUCACCACCUGCGUCACUCUCUUGGCUACAGAGGUUGCGCCGCCGCUUGAAGAUGCACGAUCCUUCAAAUUCAACAAGCGCAUUGCGUCCUCUUCCUUCGACCCCGCCUUGAAGAGGAAGCCCCAAUCCCUGAGGCUCACAAGGGAGACGAAGAAGGCUGAGCAACCCGUCGAGAGCAACGAAAUCGUCGAAACCACGCCGGCGGAGCAGCAAGCGGAGAAUGUGAAGAAGAAUGAUGCCCAAAUGAGCACAUGGAUUUAAGCUCUGCCGCGCUGGGGCGGCUGCGCCAAAAUGUGUCUCUCAAGUGUCACUCUUUGGGUUGUAG
Cladocopium goreaui is the source of this 3480-nucleotide messenger RNA. NCBI's taxonomy places the organism in Eukaryota, Dinophyceae, Suessiales, Symbiodiniaceae. The record is from the annotation of a GenBank genome assembly.